CGUGCGCACUGACCCGCCCGUAGCCGGUGGACGAUGGAGGCCCUAAGGCCUUUCUCCCAAUCGCUCCCCCUGGCGCUAGGGGGCGUUUUGAAGCUGUGGCUCUGUGAGCUGUGGCUACUGCUGCUGAGUUCCGGUUUGAACGCGACUUUUUUGCCAGACGAAGAGAACGUAGACUUUAUCAACGAGUACGUGGACCUCCACAAUGAGCUUCGGAGCAACGUCUACCCCCGAGCGUCUAACUUGCGCUUCAUGACAUGGGAUGUAGCUUUGUCACGGACUGCUAGAGCAUGGGGGAAAAAAUGUGUGUUUGAGCGUAAUAUUCAUUUAGAAGACUUACAAAAGGCCCAUCCUAAAUUUACCGGGAUUGGUGAAAAUAUAUGGGUCGGUCCUGAAAAUGAAUUUACUGCAAGUAUUGCUAUCAGAAGUUGGUAUGAAGAGAGGAGAAUGUAUAAUUUUGAAAAUAACACUUGCUCUAAAAACUGUUCUCAUUAUAUUCAGGUUGUUUGGGACCACUCUUACAAAAUUGGUUGUGCUGUUACUCCAUGUUCAAGAAUUGGACGUAUUAAACAUGCAGCGAUUUUCGUAUGCAACUAUGCACCAGGAGGAACCCUGUCUAGAAGACCUUAUGUACCAGGAAGAAUUUGUACUAACUGUGAUGCACGUGACAGAUGCACAGAUUUUCUAUGCAAUAUUAGAGGAGGAAAGGACAUAUAAGGGCACACUCGGAGAAAAGAAGGCCAUGUGAAGAUGGAGACAAAGAUUGGAGUGAUGCAGCUGCAAGCUAAGGAAUGCCAAAAAUUGCCAGGAGCCACCAGAAGGCAGGAAGAGGCAAGAAAGGAUCCUUCCCUCAAGGCUUCAAAAGGUACAGGUGUAGGCCCUGCCAACACCUUGAUUUCAGAAUUGUAGCAUCUACAACUGUGAGAGGAUACAUUUUUAUUCUUUUAAGCCAUCCAGUUUGCCAUAAUUUUUUAGUAGCUCAGGAAACUAAUACACAGCCAGAAUGAGAAAUCACCUAGAAAAUGACACAUUUGCAGUAAGAAGUUUGUCCUGAGCAAAGAAAACUUGUAUUUUGACAACCUUGCAACUGCCAAUCUUUGUCCAAUAGGGAGAAAAAGACUAAGAAGGACCUCACAUAUACAGUCUUGUGACUUAAAGAAAUUUACCAGUGAGCAAAACAAAUUCCAGUUAGCCUGGAGACUGACCUGGCUCUUCUACACAGCAGCCUGCAAAUACCUGGUCUGGGAAAAACUCAUUUGUUUAAAAAUAAAUAAUGUGGCAGGCAAACCCUAAGGUGACCACCAAAGAUUCUUACUUUCUCUUAUUCAAGCCCUUACAUAAUCUCAUCCUUUUGUGGGUGGGACCUGUGACAUACUUCUGACCAUUAAAAUACAACAAAGGUAAUAUAAUGCCACUCAUGGUUGCAUUAUAUUAUAUGGCAAAAGUGAUGGGGUAUCACUCUUGUACCUACUCACUGUGGUUCUGCUGGCUUUGUAGAAGCAAGCAAUCAUGUUGUUAACUGCCUGUGGAAAGAAUAAUGUGACAAUGUAACAGAGAACUACAGGUAGCCUCUGUGAGCUGGUCGUAGUCUCCACCCAAAAGCCAGCAAAACCCUGAAGCUCUCAGUCCUACAGCCACAAGGAAAUGAAUUCUGCCAAGAAUCUAAGUAAGCUUGAAAGCAGAAUCUUCUUCACUUAAGCUUUCAGAUGAGAACACACUCCAGUUGACAUUUUGAUUUCAGCCUGGUGACACCCUAAAGCCAAGAACACAGUCAAGCCAUGCCUGGGCUCCUAGCCACAGAAUCUGUGAGGUAAUAAAUGUGUUGUUUUAAGUUGUCAAGUUUGUAAUAAUUUGCUACACACUAUAGACAACUAAUACAAAUAAUCAAGAAAAAAGAUCAAUACAUCAUCUAUAUCCCCCGCCCCCACCCCCAAAAAAACCCUCCAAAACAAGCAAAUGGCGAAAGAAAAUGCUCACCGGAAUAAUACUGCCAAGGAACAUAUAGAAAAUAACAGAUAUAGCAUCUUUUAAAAAGAACUUUGUAAAGCAGCUUAAAAUAAGAGCUCAAAAACAAAGACACAAAGGUCAUGGGAGAUUUGUCAAGAUGACACAAGAGAAAAUCAUUGGUAGAACACAGGAAAAAUAAAUAAAACCAUUACAGAAGUGAAAAUCACAUUGGAAACAGCAAAAGGAAAGACAAACACUGGAAAACACAGUAAGGGAUAUAGAGGUCAUGAUUGGGAAAUGUAAGCAAGGAAUUUAAAAGAUUAAAGAGGAAACUAUAAGUAUGCAAAGAUAAAUCAGCUUUAACAUGUAAAUAUUUGUAAGCCAUGAAAAACAGAACCAAAAUAAUAGCACAGAAAAUGAAACUAAAGAUAGAUAUAUAGCUAUUAAAGAAUUAAUAAAACAAACUUUACAGAAAUAAAAAUAUUUGAAUGUAAGCAUUGAAAAUGCAUACUGCAUGCCAGGAAAAAGUGACACAAAAUAUUCAACAUAAUAAACAUAGCCUAGUAAGUCACUGGACAUCAGUGGAAAAGAAAGAAUCCAUAGGUAUCCAAGCAAAAAUGUAAGAUUGUUUAUUAGAAAGUUUAACAGUCUAAGUUGAAUCAGAAAAACAUCCACUCUAAGUAUUUUGGCAAAGAAGUGUUUAACAUAGGAAAUACAGGGUACAUGAAUAUUGUAAACACUAAGGGUCAAGGAAGUUGCCACAGAAAAGCAGAGAAAUGGCAGCAAAGCAGAUAAGUCCCCAUUUUACCAAAAAGCCACUGUGAAUCUCACAUCUAUUCAAGUCUGCCUGGCCUACAAUCACCUCUGGAGAAUAAUGGUCUUCACUUUUCUUACAUCUUCCAAAUUUCACUUGUGUUCCUAUCACUAGCAAACUCAAACCUGAGCUAUACAGAGAAAGGAAUUUACAGAACUGUAGUUUCCAGUUUUGGCUCUACAGUAUAGAAUCAACUUUACACUGGUAUGGUAGUAAUGACUCUAUGGCAAUUGACAUUCUAACAUAAAAAUUAGAAAAAAUUAGAAAAAUUAGGAAAAAUUCAGUCUGGCCUCAAAUUCUACACCAUAACAGUUACCACUAAGACACAGUGAAGUGUUGCCUAUAAUAUAAGAAGUGUCAACCAAGAGUUUAUAUACAGGCAAACCUAUAAUUAUUCAAGUAUAAGGAGCAAUUAGACAAAUGUUUUGGGAGCAUGCAGUAACUGUUAGUGUGUAUUUCUCAUGAGCACUUCCUCAGUAAACUCCUAGAGGAUGACCUUCAACAAAAAGAAGAGAUGAACGGAAAAACUGUGGUGAAGGAACUAUAAGCAUUGAACCCUAAUUUAUAGACUAAGACUAAAAUAAUCUAAGGAUUAUAGUUAAAAAACAAAAUGUAAAUAUUAAUAUAAUAAUGGCAUAUACAAAUGAUAUAAUUAAUGAAACUUGGGAGAUAAAGAAAGAGGUAGAAAAAUAUGCUUAUUUCCUCGCCAUUUAUAGCUAGGGACAAAAAUACAGAUAACCAUUUAAAGCUGAUAAAUCAAAUAAUAGAGAUGUAAAUAAAUUUAAAUGUGUUUAUUUAAUAAAAUGCAAAAGUAAAAGAAAAUGUAAUCAAUAAAAAUUAGUGAUGAGAAGUGAAGAAAGGUGCAAAGAAGAAACUAUUACAUAAUUGCUUAUACUUAGGGAUCAAUAGAUAUUAAUACAUAUACACCAAAUGAGAUAAUAUAGACCAUUUGGUGAAAGAGUUUUUUAAAAGAAGUUCUAAUAUAGAAAUCAUUACAUAAAAUAUGAAGUAAUACCAAGCACCGAAGGCUAAAAUAACCUCAGAGAUCCAACAGAAGGUCAGUUCAUUUCCAAGGUACGUGAAGAAUGAGUUCUGAAUUUUCCACUAGGAGUAAUAUGAUUAUAAGACAAAGCCCCUUGUUGCCAUUAGGCUUUCUGUGUGUGAGAACUCAAUUAUCCUCCCACUCCUCUUCCUAGUGUAAUUCUUUUUUUUUUUUAUUUUUUUUUUGUGGUUUAUUAUCUCUUUUCUAUUUUAGUAUAUUAUGGGUGUACAAGUCUUAAGGUUACAUAUAUUGCCCAUGCCCCCCUCCCCCCUCAAGUAAGAGCUUUCUGUAAUGGUUGUCUGACUCUCUGUGCUCAGGUGAGCAAAAGAAAGGGAACAACACUAUUAUAUCAUUGGGCUAGAUAAUUAAAAACAUUU
This is a messenger RNA of Microcebus murinus (gray mouse lemur), 4177 nucleotides long. The record is from RefSeq and is a predicted model, not a curated record. NCBI's taxonomy places the organism in Eukaryota, Metazoa, Chordata, Mammalia, Primates, Cheirogaleidae.